Molecule: messenger RNA, 3041 nt
Organism: Umbelopsis ramanniana AG
Lineage: Eukaryota; Fungi; Mucoromycota; Umbelopsidomycetes; Umbelopsidales; Umbelopsidaceae
Exons: 9
Coding region: 182-3001 (939 amino acids)
Biological process (GO): intracellular protein transport; clathrin-dependent endocytosis
Cellular component (GO): membrane coat; AP-2 adaptor complex
Molecular function (GO): clathrin-cargo adaptor activity
Source: RefSeq, a predicted model, not a curated record
GCGCUGUAUGCUUUUGGAGGGAGUGCGCGUCUGUUAUUUUCCAAGCCAAUUUAAUCUCAAGCCAUCAUUUCAAAGUCCGCGUGGACUUUUUCAAACUUGUUACCUCGCUAAAGCCAACCGUUCCUCGCUACUUUGUACCCUUUUUUCAACACUUCGAUAGCAAACCUCGGUUCUAGUCAACAUGUCGAUGAGAGGGCUGACCGUUUUCAUCGCCGACAUUAGAAAUUGUCGAGUGAGAGAACUUGAAGAAAAGCGAAUAAACAAAGAGAUGGCCAACAUUCGCUCGAAAUUCAAAGAGGGAAAUCUCAACGGCUAUCAAAAGAAGAAAUACGUUUGCAAGCUGUUGUACAUGUAUAUCCUUGGUUGGGAUAUCGACUUCGGCCAUAUGGAGGCUGUCAACUUGAUUGCCAGCACGAAGUACAGCGAGAAACAAAUUGGUUAUCUUGCAGUAACACUGCUGUUCCACGAAAACAGUGACCUUGUCAGAUUGGUCGUCAACUCCAUCAAGAAAGAUUUGGACGAUAUGAAUGAGAUUUAUAAUUGCUUGGCGCUUCAUGCUAUUGCCAACAUUGGAGGAAGAGAAAUGGCGGAAACCCUUGCCUUGGACGUACAUAGGCUUCUGAUUUCUCCUACUUCUCGAAGCUUUGUCCAGAAGAAAGCGGCAUUGACCAUGCUCCGUCUCUUCCGUAAACACCCUGACGUUAUUCCUGCUACGGACUGGGCUGAUCGUGUCAUUGCUCUGAUGGAUGAGUAUGACUUGGGCGUUGCUCUUUCCGUUACAACUUUGGUGAUGGCAUUCGCUCAAACUUUUCCCGAGGAAUAUAAAGGAUGCUAUGUAAAAGCCCUUCAACGUCUGAAGCGAAUUCUGAUAGACCGUGAUUUCAGCUUGGAUUAUAUCUAUUACAAAGUACCUACGCCAUGGCUUCAAGUUAAAUGCUUGCGCUUAUUACAAUACUAUCCUCCUCCAGAGGAUGCUGCUGUGCGAAAUGAAAUUAAUGAACUACUUCAGGUUAUUGUCAAUAACUCUCAAGAUACCCCCAAGAACGUACAGCAUAACAAUGCUCAAAAUGCCGUUUUAUUCGAAGCCAUCAACUUGGCAAUCCACCUUGAUAGCAAUUCCCAGAUCUGUAUGCAAGCAGCUGUGCUACUUGGCCGAUUCAUAUCCUCCAAAGAAACCAAUGUGCGCUAUCUUGGUCUGGAAACCAUGGCGCAUCUUGCAGCUUGUGCAGAUUCGCUAGAACCUAUCAAAAAACAUCAAGAGACCAUCAUUAUGUCCUUGAGAGACAAGGAUAUUAGUGUUCGACGUCGCGGAUUGGAUCUUCUAUACUCCAUGUGCGACACCUCCAACUCAAAGGUCAUCAUUUCCGAAUUGCUUCGCUAUCUCCAGAUUGCCGACUACACGCUUCGCGAAGAGAUGGUUCUCAAGAUUGCUAUUUUGACCGAGAAAUUUGCCACUGCUUACUCGUGGUAUGUUGAUAUUAUUCUGCAACUUAUUUCUACUGCUGGAGACCAUGUUGGCGAAGAAGUUUGGUUCCGCGUCGUUCAAAUUGUCACCAACAAUGAGGACCUUCAAGAAUAUGCCGCCAAGACGGUGCUCAAUUACCUUCGAUCACCUCAGUACAAUGAAACCAUGAUCAAAGUUGGUGGCUAUAUCCUCGGUGAAUUCGGUCAUCUUAUUGCCAACUCUUCUGGAUGCAGUCCCAUUGAACAAUUCACAGCAGUUCACUCCAAGUUCAGCCUGUGCUCACUGCAGACCAGAGCACUUCUUCUCACCACUUAUGUCAAGUUUGUUAAUCUCUUCCCCGAGAUUAAGAGUCAAGUGCUAACUGUGUUCAACCAAUAUCGACAUGUUUUGGAUUCAGAACUGCAACAAAGAGCUUGUGAAUAUAUGGCCAUAUCAACCUUGCCUACGGACGAUAUGCUUCAAACUGUCUGCGAGGAAAUGCCACCUUUCCCAGAAAGAGAAUCCACCCUAGUUAUCAAGUUGAAUCAGAAGCAGGGCGAUACAGAAGAUAAACGAGUAUGGGUUAUUGGAGGAAAGGAAGCUAAUUUGGAAAGGCGAGAGUCUAUGAAGGCUAGAAUGAGUUCGAUCGAUAGCAUCUCCACACCCACGUCCUUCACUGCACCUGAGCCUAGACCUGCCACCACCACCAAUGGGAAUUCGCACAUGAUGUCUGCCGAACCUGAUUUACUUGGUCUCGAUGACCUCUCUAUAUCAACUCCUAACAACGUACAAUUAUCUUCCAAUGAUGUCCCUACGCCUGGUUUUGAACCUGGCUAUCACAAAUUGCAGCGCGCUGCUGAAGGCGUUCUCUUUGAAGAUAUGCAUUUGCAAAUUGGUUUGAAGUCAGAAUACCACGGACACUUGGGUCGAUUGGCAUUGUACUUUGGAAACAAAACAGGGGCCACUCUGCAGAACUUCACUACCCAGAUUGAUAGCACUGAAGCACUCACUGUGAUAUCACCUACACCAGUGGCCAAUGUCGUGGAAGCUAGAUCUCAAGUACAACAGCUUCUCAACAUUGAAUGCAAUGAAUUUUUCCGAGAAUCACCUGGUCUCCGAAUAUCUUAUACAUCACAAGCUACUGGACCUCAGCGACUCUUCAUUAAACUACCGGUUGUUCUUACAAAAUUCAUGGAACCUAUUCAAUCCAUGGAUGGAAACAGCUUCUUCCAACGGUGGAAGCAAAUUGGUGGAGCUCCACGAGAAAGCCAAGUUGUUUUCAAGUCUGGAUCACAAAGUGGUAUCAGCAUUGAAUCGGUUAGAAAUAUACUGGAUGGUUAUCGGUUUGGUCUGUUGGAUGAUGUUGAUCCAAAUCCCUCAAACUUUGUCGGUGCUGGUGUCGUUCAUGGCGGUAAGGCAGGCAAAGUUGGAGCGCUCUUGCGCUUGGAGCCAAACAUGGAGCAGCAUAUGUACAGACUGACAGUGAGAACCACCAGUGAAAUUGUUUCUGAGGAACUUAGAAUCAUAUUGGAGCGAUCAUUGACUUACGAUGCUUGAACAAAAAUUGAAAGAUAAUAAAUAAUGACUUUGCUAUGAA